Molecule: messenger RNA, 255 nt
Organism: Triticum turgidum subsp. durum (durum wheat)
Lineage: Eukaryota; Viridiplantae; Streptophyta; Magnoliopsida; Poales; Poaceae
Source: the annotation of a GenBank genome assembly
AUGGCGCCCGCGCUGACGACCCUACAGGUCGCUGCCCCACACCAUCUCCGUCUUCCUCGCCGUCGCGCCUCCCAAUCCGGCGGCUCCUACCUCGCCCUGGAAGUCGCAAGGAACUCAAGCCGCCGCUGGCCCUCAUCCCCUUCUGCUAACGCAGUUCUGCCCAAGACCAUCAAGACUGGCAAGAACACCUUCGUAGAUUUGCCAAGUAACCACACCGGCAAGACUACAUGGACGUUCAAUCUACUACAACAUUAA